Molecule: messenger RNA, 1828 nt
Organism: Condylostylus longicornis
Lineage: Eukaryota; Metazoa; Arthropoda; Insecta; Diptera; Dolichopodidae
Product: SAM50-like protein CG7639
Exons: 3
Coding region: 132-1475 (447 amino acids)
Biological process (GO): protein insertion into mitochondrial outer membrane; mitochondrial respiratory chain complex assembly
Cellular component (GO): SAM complex; outer membrane
Source: RefSeq, a predicted model, not a curated record
CUUCAAUUUUGAAAGAUGUAGUGUUGUAGAGAUGACAUUUAGUAUGUUGUUUAGAAUGUGAUUGCCGAUGGGAAAAUUUUCAUUCAGCUAUUUAAUUGUUUUUCAUAUUACAAGUUGAUUAAACAAGAAGGAUGGGUGCAACUUCUGCUAAACAAGAAAAACCACGCAAACCGAAAAAUGAGGCGGAUUUAUCAAAAAUUCCUGCUCGAGUCGAUAACGUUAUUGUUAAAGGACUUUUGAGAACAUAUGAUGAUUACGUUAUGAGAACAGCGCAAGAUUUAUUUAAAGCAGAUAAUUUUCAGGAUGUCAUUAUAGAGGUUAAUAAUGCCAGACAGUACUUAAGCGAUUUGGGUAUAUUUAAAGAAAUUUCAGUUCAUAUUGAUAUUAGCCGUGGCGAGAAAGCUUCACCAAAUGGUUAUCAAAUUACAUUUGAAGGCAUAGAAUUAUCUAGAAUUAUUGGUCAAGUUGGUACCGAAAUAGGACAAAGUGAAGGAUCUUUUAAAACAGAAUUAUCAAGCCCAAAUCUUUUUGGUCGCGGUGAACGUUUAACUCUUCAAGGUUCAUAUAGUUAUUUUAGGACAAGUGAUUUAAUUCUGAAAUUGAGUAAAGGAUUUUAUCAUACAAGAUUUUUAUAUAAUAGACCAGAAAUUUCACUUUCACUAUUUCGUCAUAGUAAUGCGGUACCUAUUAGCGAAUAUAAAAAUCAAAAUUUAGGAAUUCUCGCUGAUUUUACUUUCUAUACAUUGUGGCCAAUAGAUCUACUUCAUUCUAUUCAAUAUGAAAGUUCUUUCAGAGAGAUCUCAUUAUUAAAGAAAACUGCACCAUUCUUUAUAAGAGAACAAUGUGGACCAAGGAUGGCAUCACUUAUUCGACACAUUGUACAAUUUGAUAGUAGGGAUAGCAAUAUAUUUCCAACUUACGGUGUUUAUGCAAAAACUUUAAAUGAAUUUGCUGGCGGUGGUCUUGGUGGCAAUAUUGGUUAUAUGCUGAAUGAUACGCAUUUUGAAAUUAAUAUUCCUUUAAUAUUGGGUUGUUCAAUGCAAUUUUCAUCACGUUUCGGAAUGAUUCAAAAAGAUAAGAAGUCGCCUAGCGUUCCUAUAAGCAGCCUUUUUAAUCUUGGUGGUUCUAUGUCAUUGCGUGGUUUUGAAUGGGGUGGAGCUGGACCACAACGACAAGGUGUUGCUACUGGAGCACAUUCAUAUUGGUCGUCAGGAAUGCAUUUUUGGGCACCUUUACCUUUUAAGAGUAGCUUAGGAAGAUUUAGUGAAAAUUUCCGUACACAUUUAUUUUAUAACUUCGGCAAUUGUAACUCAUUUUCCACCGAUAAAAUGAAAAGCGCAGCUGGAAUUGGCUUAGCAUAUAAAUUCGCAAAUCAAGCCCGCAUCGAAGUGAAUUAUUGUAUCCCACUUGACAAAGAAAAAGGAGAUCGAGUUUGUAGAGGCUUUCAAUUUGGAAUCGGUUGCGAUUUUAUUUAAAAUACAUCUUAGUAGAAACAAGAAAAAGAAACGAGUUAGAAGCAUUUUGGUUGUUAAGUUUCAAAAAUUCUAUAUUUUUACUUUUAGAGAAUACUAUUAACAUCUUAUUUAGAGCAUUAAAAUAUGUAUUGGCUUUUCUGUCAGACUCCGCAUUUUAUAUACAUAUACUUUGUUUUUUUAAUUUUAGUAAACCUGAAUGCUAUAAUAUAAUCAUUGAGCAUAAUAGGUAUGUACCUAAGUAUUUAAUUUUCGUUUGUACGUAUUUUCUAAAAGUAAAAAUGUGAAACUUCAUAACUUAUUCAAUGAAAAUAUAUUUUUGUUAAAACUUGUUGAAAAUAGUAAAAAACAGAGAA